ACAGCUGAUUUUAUUGCGCACCGGUAUACGCUUGUUUGGCGGCAUUCGCAAAUUUUCGAUUGCAUUUCACAAUUGUUUAUAAUUUAUAAGCUUAAAAAUGGCUCCAGCGUUUGAAUCACGUACGUUUGUUAAUGGCGGUAUGUUGCGCAAAUUUAAUGGGCAAUAUGUGAGCAUAUUUUUGCGUAUCGAAGAGGAGGCCGGUACGAACCUUAUAGCCAUGUCAACAGACAAUCAGAAAAUACGCGUGAAGCUGCAAGAUUCGACAGGUGGACGCAAAGGUAGCUGGGUAGAGAUCAUUGGCAAACCAGUUGGCAGUGAUGCGAUUGAUGCUAAAGAGGCAAUUUUGUUUGCUGAAGAUGAACCCGGCCUCGAUGUGGACGCCUACAAUAUGAUGGUUGAAUUCCUGAACAAUUGCAAAGAACUGUAUAGAAGUGGUUAAUUUUUUUUUUGUCAAAUGUUAAGUUUAACUUAUAAUACGAUAAUUUAAGAACCGCAAGUACAUUUAAUUAAAAAAUUUAAUAUCCUUUAAUCGAAAAAAAUUAGGCGCAUUAACGGUUUUACAAAGAAUAAAUGAGUAGAGAGUAUACAUCACGCA
Molecule: messenger RNA, 595 nt
Organism: Anastrepha obliqua
Lineage: Eukaryota; Metazoa; Arthropoda; Insecta; Diptera; Tephritidae
Gene: RPA3
Exons: 2
Coding region: 98-439 (113 amino acids)
Biological process (GO): base-excision repair; mismatch repair; DNA replication
Cellular component (GO): nucleus; site of double-strand break; DNA replication factor A complex
Molecular function (GO): damaged DNA binding; single-stranded DNA binding
Source: RefSeq, a predicted model, not a curated record